This is a messenger RNA of Leptomonas pyrrhocoris, 3996 nucleotides long. Its product is annotated as MGT1 magnesium transporter (MGT1). Gene Ontology annotation, molecular function: magnesium ion transmembrane transporter activity; cobalt ion binding; magnesium ion binding. Gene Ontology annotation, biological process: metal ion transport; transmembrane transport. NCBI's taxonomy places the organism in Eukaryota, Euglenozoa, Kinetoplastea, Trypanosomatida, Trypanosomatidae. Gene Ontology annotation, cellular component: membrane. The transcript has a single exon. The record is from RefSeq and is a predicted model, not a curated record. Bases 1486 to 3996 code for a protein of 836 amino acids.
AGACGUUUAAGGAAAUCCAGAUACUUUUGUUCCCGCUCCCCUUCAGUGCGGCGAAGGAAAAGGUUUGCGGCCACACACCAUCGUUGUCCACGCAACUGCAUGGGUGUUUAUUAUUAUUAGUAGUAUUACUUCUUUUAUUUUCUUGCUUGCCUUCCUAUUCGGCCGCCGGUUCAAUCGUCCCAGCACGGCAACUUCAAACGCACGCACACAUACGGUGAGUCAUAGAAGGGGGAGUCGGGACCAAGCCCAAUCGCCCGUUUUUGCAGAGGUGAACACAAUACGACUCAGAAAAGGGUUGAGGACGUCGAGUGCCACCGCUGCGUGGCCUUCUUUUUUGGUUGUUGUUGUUGCUGUUGUUUAAGUCGCGAAGCGGUGCGAGUGUCCGCGAGAAAGCGUCGCUCUCGGAUGGCGGGCGCCUGCUCCGCUGUUGCUUCUUUUGUUAAUAUUGAUUCUGGGUCUGAGUCUGAGUCUGUGUGUGUCUGUGUGAGGGACGAGUUGUUUUGCGCGGAGCGUUUGAAUCAGCGUCUUGUGAGAAGCAGAAAGCAAGUAUGAUCUCUACUCCGGAAGUCUCUCUCAAUGGUGAGGGCUUCCUCCUUGACGGCGCUUCCCGUGCUUAUUAUUAUUAUUAAUUAUUAUUUCCCCCGAAAGAUUUUCGCUUUCCUUCGGUCUUCCUUCUUUUGUUAGAUUUCAAUCCAAAAAUCAAACCCCCCAAAAAGAAAGGAGAAACGGCAAAAAAAAGUGGAAAAACUUCUACCGAAGGAGACAGAUCGCCGCGUUUCGGCGUGGCGAAGUUCGAAGAAAGGUGCGGUCAGCACCGCAUUUUCUCCUUCGUUGCUGUUCUGCAUAGGCGCACACCGCCAACGAAGGGGCCCGCAGCGCGCUGCCGUUUCCGUCGACGAAUUUUCCACGGCUUCUUCUUGAUGUUGCUCCACACAAGAGAAGUUCAAAUAACCCAUUUUACUAUUAUUAUUAUUAUUAUUAAUAAUAUUAUUAUUAUUCGGUGGUUUCUCUGUCCACUCUCUCGUCUGCAGCAGCUGCGAGGUUGUUGUGGCUCUUCUUCUUUCUUCCUUCUUCCUCUUCUCUCGACCCUCGCCGUGGUGAGCUUCGUUUCGUCGCACUCACGAUCGGGGGCAUAGCAGAAACAAAACGCAUCAAACGCUUUUAUUAUUUUCACACUAUAACUAACUAACAAACGAACAGACCGGCGUGGUAGCCUGAGUGUGUGUGUGUGUGUGCUUCUCUCUCUCCCCCUGUCCUCUAACAUCCUCCACAUUCACUUCCUGUUAUACGCUUCGACACGCAGUGCCUCCCUGAAGUCGAAGUGAGAGCGGAAGCGCGCAACGUCAAGAGAAACAACGUCAACAACAACAACAGCAAACUCUUUUGGAUAUAACUGCGUUGAACGCGUCUUUUUCGCCUCGAUUCGUUCUCAUUUUGGGUGUGUUCUUAUUGUUUUAUUUUUUUACUUUACACGAUCCCCCGUUGAUGUCCGAUUCGGGGCAGGCGACGGCGGCACCGCCGGCAGCUCCUGCUUCGGCAGCGGAGCAGCAGCAGGAGACGCAACCAUCACAGCCGCAGCUGAGUACGCCCUCGGCCCUCAGCUCACCCUCGCUCGGCCUUCAACCGGAAAGCAAGUCCGAGACGAGUGGUCGCACUCCGCACGUGCGUCUGCACGACCUGACCACCGCCGCGGACCUGCGCUGCAGCUUUUCGCACCCCUACAUUGCAGGUCCGCUAGAAAUCAUGGAGUCCAUCAAGGGUCUGCACGAGCUGCACCAGCAGGGCGGUCUCACCCACGAGGAGUUCACCCACGCCAAACAGCAGAUCUUGGACUCCGGCUCGUCGGUCGCCUCCGUGCCGUCGACCAAGUCGAAGCGGUCGCGUAAUCGCCGGCACCGUCGACGUGGCCGCCACAGCUCGCGCUCCUCCAGCUCCUCUGACGCGAAGGGCACACGCGGGAAGCGCUCCCGCUCCAGCGGCGACAAAAGCCACGCAAAGACGCGCAGCAGCCGCGGCUCGCACAGCCGCCGCUCCUCGUCCUCGUCCUCCUCGUCCGACUCCUCCUCGAAUCGCUUCAUAGUAGUCCCCCGCGCAAAUGUCUGGCGCUCGCUGAACGCCCGCCUCGACGACACGAGCAUCGACCACGACUCGGCUAUCCUGCAUCCCGCCGCCUCCCCGUGCGGAUUUGCGGCGGCGCGCUCGCCGCUGCUCAGCGCGGGUGGUGGCGGCGGCAUCACCGGCAGCAGCGGGCCCCGCAUGGCGGGCGUCGACGAAGCGGUGUACCCCGUGGCGCCGCAGCCUAUGGAACGGAGGCGGGUGGCCGGGUACGAGUCACUCCCGUCCGAUGACGCGCUUGCCCAGCGGGGUGCGGCGGGGGCGGGCGGGAACGUGGCGAGCCCAAACGCAGCGGGUGGCUUUCCACCGCUGCCAAACAGCGUGGCCGUGUCUGGCAGCGGGCGGGGCGCAGGUAGCGCCGCCGUUGCGUCUGCGCUCGCACGGCUGCCCGGCUCCUUCACCGGCUCCGACAACCGCGAGAAGGCGGCGAAGUACGGCACUUUCCUCAACCGUGAGGAGGCGAUACGGGUCGGGACUGACUCCAGCGUCCGCGCCGAGCUCAACCGCGAGGACGUGGUGCACGUCAAGUACUUCAACAGCCGUGGCCGCAGCGGCAGCCACUUCAGCGAUGUGGAGCUGCACGCGUCGGAGAUGCGGGAUCCCGUUUUUCUCCACAAAGGCCGCGCGCAGGUCGUCCUCGUCAAGCAGCCGGCGAGCUCGUCUGGCACCCUGCGCAGCAAGGAAGACGCCGCGGUGUUGGGGCUGCCCUCGGUCGACUCGCAGGUCUUUCACCUACCCGAGAUGACGCCGGAUGAGCGGAAGGCGUGGGAGGAGAUGACGAGCCUGCCCUCCCGCUCCUCGCGGUCGCCCAGCUCGAAGUCCUCGUACUUGGAGCAGAGCCUCAACUGGUACUGGAUCGCCGUGACGGGCCGUGACCCCAGCCGCAAGCGCUACAACGCCACGCUGCGCUUCCUCACAAAUCGCUUCAAGCUGUGCGAGUCUUUUUUGGUAGAUCGCGAACACAUGCUGGUGCUGCCGCAGGUGUGCGAGUCGCCCAACUACCCGGGGCAGUACCUGCUGAACAUGCGCGUGGCAACCGACAAGAUCGCCAUCUCCGACGAUAGCGUGAUGGAGCUGACGAACCGGUGGAUCAUCGUGGUGGACUUGAAGCAGCACGUCGUCAUCACCCUGCAUCGCGUUGACACCCACAGCAUGGCGAACCUGCGCUUGCUGUGGCGCAAGGUCAUCGAGAACAACGACGUGUCUUUCCAGGAGUUCCUGCUAAAGAUCAUUGACGACGCGAUUCGCACCUAUCAGACCAGCAUCGACGUGCACGCGGAUAUUUUGGAUAAGUGCGAGGCGAAGCUUUUCGUGGAGACCACGACGAACGCCGGCCGCGUGGCAUCGGGCCACUACGUGGACAUGCGUAUUCUCCACCACUUCGCCGGCAGCUCCCGCUCUCCCUUUCUGCGCCGCCUGCUGGACGACCAAGACCGCUCGCCGAUGAACAAGGGGGAGAUGAACAGCUUCCUGCACCACCUACACCGCCGCACGAGCGUGCAGCACCGCAUGCUGAACCUCACGCAGGUGGUGCUGGCGAAGGCCUUCACGAAGCUGCGUCUCUGUUCGCGUGAGAUGGCGGAUCAGAUGUGUGCGUCGUGCAUCGAGAUUAGCGACCGCGCGCUGGAAGUACGCGAUGAUGCCAAGACGCUGCUCGAUCUCCACAUCUCCCUCCAGAGCUUUCGUACCAACGAGCUGAUGGCGGUGCUAACGCGUGUGUCGCUGCUCUUCACGCCGGUGACGUUCCUGGCCGGUGUGUACGGCAUGAACUUCCAGAAGCACUUCCCGGAGUUGACGUGGGAUUACGGUUAUCCGUGUUUCUGGGUGAUGUGUAUUGUUUUGAUGGUUGUCAUGCGUGUGUGCUUUUUGCGGGAAAGAUAG